AUGGACUCUGCCGCGAAAGGCGAAAGCCGACGCAUUCACCGACACCGCAGCCGCCGCGUUGGCCCCGCGGCGGCGGUCUGUCCUCACCUCUGCUCAACGUCCGCCGUCGAACUCACGGUGUGGUGCAGGUCUCUGCUCUUCAACGGGCACGGGUACACCGUCUACGACAGUGCCGACGGGAGGAUGAUCUUCCGGGUGGACAACUACGCCCACAAGUGGAGGGAGGAGGUUCUCCUCAUGGAUUCCACCGGCGGCGUCCUCCUCACCGUCCGGCGCCGCCGAAAGGUACGUCUCUAUUGGGGCCGUUGAUCUCGUGUCGGAAUCGCCGUUAGACUUCUCAUCUUCUCGGCAGAUGCUCGGCAUCAAAGACAACUGGGAGGUUUACGAGGGGGAGAUCGACGUCUCGUCAACGCCGGCCCGCCGUCAGAGUCCCCUCUUCAGGGUCACCAAGGCGCUGGGAAACCCUAGCUACACUAUCUCGCCGUGGGGGAAGAGCACGGCUCCGGCUUACCGGAUGAACUGGUCACCCCGCGAGGAAUGGUGCCAGAUUUUCGCCGGAGCGGCCGUUGCUCCGCCGAGGGCCGAGGUGGGCGCUAAAUCUGAGACGCCGCUUAUCGGCAUUGAUGGGUUCUUUGAGUUAACGGCGGGUUUUCUUUCGAAGAGCAGAUCACCAGGAAGUGCGGGGGCGUUGCGCGAGGGGAGCUGCUGGGGAGAGAUGUACUGGCCGUGAAGAUUCAACCGGAGAUGGAUCAGGCUUUGGUGAUGGCUCUCCUCAUGAUCAACGACGCCAUGCGGUGA
Messenger RNA from Spirodela intermedia, 798 nucleotides. NCBI's taxonomy places the organism in Eukaryota, Viridiplantae, Streptophyta, Magnoliopsida, Alismatales, Araceae. The record is from the annotation of a GenBank genome assembly.